This is a messenger RNA of Adineta ricciae, 1581 nucleotides long. NCBI's taxonomy places the organism in Eukaryota, Metazoa, Rotifera, Eurotatoria, Adinetida, Adinetidae. The record is from the annotation of a GenBank genome assembly.
AUGACUUCUGAGGAUAAACGUCGUUGCGCGGUGUGCAGUGAUAUUGCUUCCGGUUAUCAUUAUGGUGUUUGGAGUUGCGAGGGAUGUAAGGCAUUUUUCAAACGAAGUAUUCAAGGUACGAAUGAGUACAUUUGUCCUGCAACAAAUACUUGUACGAUUGAUAAACAUCGUCGAAAAAGUUGUCAGGCGUGCCGUUUGAGACGUUGCUAUGAAGUCGGAAUGACCAAAGGCACGACCCGACGAGAGCGCAAGUAUCGUAAGAAGGCCGUGUCUGUCUGUAAAAUCACAUCGACGUCAUCGAAUUCUAACGCUAUGAAUAAUCCAUCCGCUCAUAAUCAUGAUUCUGGAUUGCCGAUGGCAACUAAUAUGUCAGGAACACCGACAUCGGGGACACCAUCGAUAUCUCAAAUGAAUAACGCAGAUUUCUCAUCCACACAAUUAUCAACAAAUAAAACAACUACAGAUUCUACGCGGAUAUCGAUCACAUCGGCAGAAUUCAUCAAUACGCUGUCUCUAGCGUCACGAUUGAAUUUACCAGCAAAAGUUGACUUAAGUCGCCCAUUGACUGAUCAGUAUUUUCUUCAAUUACUCGCAAAAAUCUUCGAUCAAGAACUUGUUGUGUUGAUCAACUGGGCUAAGGCAAUGCCAGGUUACACGGAAAGUUUAACUCUUGAUCAACAAGUGACGAUUAUCGAGCAGAGUUGGCUAGACACACUAAUUCUCGACGUAAUCGAACGCUCUCUCGAGCGUAGUGAUGACACACUUCAUUUUGCGCCUGACUUUAUCAUUUCACGGAAUCGUGAUCUAUCUAGUCCAGGCCUCGGUGCAAUUUGCACAAGCUUAUUCAAUAUUCUUCAAGCAUUUAAAGAUCCACGAACGACGCACGAAGAGUUUAUUGCAUUAAAGGCAACUAUUCUGAUUAACUCAAUUCCAGCUACAAUUACAACAACGAAAUCAUUUCGUCUCCUCACCAAUCAAAUCUAUCAAGCAAUACAAUACACAUGUGAUUCGAAUCCAAGUGUGUACCAUGAUAAUUACAUUCGUCAUUUCACAUUAUUAUUACAAUUGCCACAUAUAAAAAUUCUAAGUCUCAAGCUCAUACGAUUGUUCGUCGAGAUGCGAACUAAUGACUUGUUACCGCAAGCUGAUCUUCUAUUAGAGAUGCUUGAUGCACAAGACUCACUUGACUUGAAUAAUAGUUUUCUAUCAAUGAAUACUGAUAUCAAUAGUCUAGCAUCGGAUAUAAAUCCAAACUUGCCUACAAAUAAUAACAAUAUGGAAAAUACGACUGCGUCAGCAACGAUUAACAAUUCUACUAUUCAACCAAACAAUUACCAAGCCACUGGCGGCAAUUUCAAUCCGAGGCAAGAAACAGUCGAUCAAGCUCAGAAUGUCAAUGAUUUAAACAGUCAAAUGAAUUAUCGAUCGACGUCAUCACCAAUGUUAUAUCCAAAUGCAUCAUCUGAGAAACGUUCACCCGCCACUCAAUCUCUUCCCUACUACAAACAUUCUAAUUCUGAAACACUUUCCAAUUCAACGCCACAAAAUCUGCAUUUUCAAAUGAAUAAUCUAUCGUAUUAA